AUGACCGCCCGACGAGAAGGCACCGAGAUGAACCUCAAUCGUCCUUUGUCAUUCGUCGACAGCAUAGUGAGUCUGCUCUUCUUGUUGGUCCUUGCGGACGCGAUGCCAAAGCAGGAUCCCAAGAAAGGUCCCCAGGCGACACGGAUGGAGAUGAGAUCGACGCCGCUGAAGGGAGGGCUGCCGGCGAGGACCCGCACCUCCCCGUUCCCGCAGGACCCCAGUUUCUUUUCCUUCAAGAACCCGAGUCCGAGCCCGAGGUCGAAGGUGAAGAAACCCGUCACCGAGUCUCCGCAGGGGAAGAAACUCUGCACCACGCCGGAAUGCUUAUUAGCCGUCGUGGACCUGAUGUAUGCGAUGAAUCUUACCGUGGACCCCUGUGAGGAUUUCUACGCCUACACCUGCGGGAACUGGAUCGAGGAGCAUCCCAUCCCGCCGACCUCCAACGCGAUGACCGUCUUCCACUCGCUCUGGGGAAACAUGAACGAGAGGAUCCUCGGCAUCCUGAGCGCGGAUCCCUCGGCGGACGACAGCGAGGCCGUGCAGAAGGCGAAGACAGCGUACGCCGCUUGUGCCGACACCGCAACCUUGGAGUCGCAGGGAUUGACUCCCCUUACUUCGUUCAUGGCGGGCUACGGCGGUUGGCCGAUGACCCGGGACGAUUGGAAGGAGGAGGACUUCGACUGGCAGGAGACGGUGGCUGCCUGGGUCCGGGAGGCGGCGCUCAACACGCUUAUCACGGCCUCCGUGUGGCCUAGUGCAAUGGACACGGACAAGAAUGUUCUUUAUUUGGAGAAGUCGAGCCUGUCCCUCUCCGCCCGGGACCUGUACCUCGACCGCUCGCCCUCGCCGAUCGUGGACGCCUACCUCGACCUGAUGAACGGGACGGCGAGGCUGGUCAGGGACUCGCUCGGCUCCGACGUCGCGGAUGCCUCCAUCGACGAGGAGGUGCAGGAAGUGUUCGACUUUGAGAAAUCCCUGGCCGAGCACCGGCCGACGGUCGCCGAAUUCACCGAAACGAAAAAAAAUUGUCCGCAGAUCGUGCGGGCCGACCUGCCGAAUCAGACGGAGCCGUUCCCAGAGCUGACCCUGACGGAGCUUCAGGCGGCCACGGACGCCGUCGAGCCGGGAUUCAUGACCUGGACGACGUUCCUGACCUCGUUGUUCGCGGGCACGAGAGCCACCUGGAGCGGCAACGACUCGGUCCUCUGCCCCUCGCCGGACUUCAUGCCCCGCCUCGUCGGACUCCUCGCGGCGACCCCGCCGAGGACGAUCGCGAACUAUCUGCACUGGCGGCUGGUGUAUUCGCUGGGGGACGAGACGAACCAGGCCAUGCGGGAUCUCUUCUUCCGGUUCUCGAUGAUCACGACCGGGAUCACCAAGCCUCCGGAAAGGGAGUACGAGUGUGCGGGCAUGGUGAACAACCAUAUGGGAAUGGCUAUCGGGAGCGUCUACGUCUCCGACGACUUCCCGCCCACCGCCAAGAAAGAGGUGAGAAAGAAGGGGAACGGGGGGGACAGGGGACAGGGGACAGGGGACAGGGGACAGGGGAAUGGCUUUGGACGUCGAGGUUCCAAAACCCUGAGGAAGGAUUCUUCGAUUCGAUUUAUCGAUCCCAAACGAGAUGAGAGGAUUCCAGAUUGCAGAGAUGAGGUCGCUCGUUCGCAGGUGGAGCAGCUCGUGGAGGACCUGAGGGCGGCGUUCGACGGGAUCCUGGACGAGAUCGACUGGAUGGACGCGGCGACGCGGGAGAACGCGAGGAAGAAGAACCGUGCGAUCCGGGCCUUCAUCGGAUACCCCGAUUUCAUCCUCGAUCCUCAGGCCCUCGCCGAUUAUUAUUUUGGGAUCUCGAUGAACAGGAACGGCCACCUGUCGAACGCCCUGAGCAUGCUCGGCUGGGAGUGGAGCCGCCAGGCGGUCGGCCUGAACAAGCCAGUGGACCGCGACGCCUGGAUCACCCACCCGACCGUCGUGAACGCCUACUAUUAUCCCCUCAUGAACUCCAUCACGUUCCCGGCGGGGAUCCUGCAGAGUCCGUUCUAUCAGAAAGGGAGGCUCGCGGCCAUGAACUACGGCGGGAUCGGGAUGGUCAUCGGGCACGAGAUCACGCACGGGUUCGAUGACUCGGGACGCCUAUUCGACGACCGUGGGAACCUCGUCGACUGGUGGACGGAAGCGACGACGGAUGCUUUCUUGGAGAGGGCCAUGUGCUUCGUCGAGCAAUAUAACAGCUACAAGAUCCCCGAACUCUCGGGAUUCCUGGAAGACCCACACGUGAACGGACAGUUGACUCUGGGAGAGAAUAUCGCCGACAACGGAGGAAUGGGAGAGGCCUGGUUCGCUUACCUCAAAUACAUCGGCCGGAACGGAGCGGAACCCUCCCUCCCUGGUCUCGACCUCACACCUCAGCAGCUCGUCUUCGUCACCUUCGCCUAUGCACUCAAUGUCCCCGUGUCGAUUGCAGAACUGGAGAAGGACACUUCCAUUCAACCUUCUCCGUACGCCACUCCCUGGAACUGGUGCGGUCACAGCACGAAAGAGUACCUGCUGAGCCAAAUUCUGUACGAUCCGCACAGUCCUGCGAAUUUCAGGGUCUACGGGACCCUGAGCAACAACGCCGCCUUCGCUAAGGCUUUCGGGUGCAAGGCCGACAGGCCUAUGUUCAACGGGGACGAUAGCUGCAUCAUGUGGUUGUAUUCUGAUAAGAACGAUAAGGAUGAUAAGGACAAUGACUUCAUUGUUCUACAUACUUUGUAUCCGAGGUACUUGAUCUCUGGAUCUGCCCGACGAGAGAGAACCAACGUGAACCUCAAUGUCCUGACUCAGCUCUUCUUGAUGGUACCCGCGGACGCAGCGACGAAUCAGGAGCUCAAGAAACGUCUGGAGGCGACACGGAUGGGGAUAAGGUCAACUCCGCUGAAGGGCGGGCUGCCGCCGAAGACUCAUAUCCCCCCUUUCCCGCAGGACCCCAGUUUAUUUACCUUCAAGAACCCAACCCCAAAGGGCGGGCAGCGCAGCGGGAAGCCUGAGGUCGAGAAACCCGUCGCCGAGUCUCAGCAGCAAGAGAAGAACCUCUGCUCCACGCCGGAGAGCAAAUGAACCGGUCUCCCGAAGCUCAAGAAUUCGAUAAUCAACUUCCGCAAUUACACCAAAAGAAUUUUGUAUUCAGUACCUGAGAUGUGAAUGGAUGCUCACAUAAUAAAAUGUCUCCCUCUCGUU
Messenger RNA from Darwinula stevensoni, 3216 nucleotides. The record is from the annotation of a GenBank genome assembly. Lineage: Eukaryota; Metazoa; Arthropoda; Ostracoda; Podocopida; Darwinulidae.